Molecule: messenger RNA, 1317 nt
Organism: Torulaspora globosa
Lineage: Eukaryota; Fungi; Ascomycota; Saccharomycetes; Saccharomycetales; Saccharomycetaceae
Gene: CLB3
Product: B-type cyclin CLB3
Exons: 1
Coding region: 1-1317 (438 amino acids)
Biological process (GO): regulation of cyclin-dependent protein serine/threonine kinase activity; mitotic cell cycle phase transition
Cellular component (GO): nucleus; centrosome; cytoplasm
Molecular function (GO): cyclin-dependent protein serine/threonine kinase regulator activity
Source: RefSeq, a predicted model, not a curated record
AUGCAUCGAACUUCACAUUCGAUGAGCUCUGCGGUGGGUUUUGAGGAAUCGAACCGAAGCAAUGCUGUAGUAGAUGAGAAUUAUGAUGCAGUCGCUAAUUUGGCAGAAAAGCCUGGACGAGAGACUGGCUUUCAACAGCACAGGGUAGCAUUGAGCGAUGUCACAUCCCAAGUAUCAAAUAAAGCGUAUUCAGGGUUCACCAAUAAUUCGAGAAAAACGAACGUUGAUAGCGCCAUGACCAAACGAUUCAAAAUGAUGAGGAAUGAGAACUAUUACACGGAUCAAGAGUUCAAUGUCGGUAAUGGCGAAAAGGCGCAGCCAAUGCGACGGGCUGAAAGUUGUCCAGCGGACGAUUCGCUAGAAGAAGGAGAAGCAGAGGGAGAAGCGGAUGAAAAUGACGACGAAAUGAGGCAGCCGUUAUAUCCAAUCUUUGAUUCCAAAUCGCAGAAACGUUUAGACCUCGCUUAUAAAGAAUGUCAUCGAAGCACACCAGAUCCAACGGAUGAUGAUACAUAUGACGUUGUCAUGGUAAUAGAACUGAGCACAGAUAUUUUCAAAUACAUGAGAGAGCUGGAGAUCAAAUUUAGGCCGAAUCCGAAUUAUAUGGACUCGCAACCAGAAUUGAAGUGGUCCUACCGCAGCACUCUUAUAGAUUGGAUUGUACAGGUACAUUCCAGAUUCCAACUUCUCCCAGAGACGCUUUAUCUCACUGUAAACAUUAUCGACAGAUUUCUAUCCAAGAAAGCAGUAACGUUGAACAGGUUUCAACUGGUUGGCGCCGCCGCGUUAUUCAUCGCGGCGAAAUACGAGGAGAUAAACUGUCCUACUCUAAAAGACAUUAUCUACAUGUUAGACAACGCCUAUUCGCGAGAGGAUAUCAUUAAGGCAGAAAGGUUCAUGAUCGACACACUGGAUUUUGAGAUUGGCUGGCCCGGCCCAAUGUCGUUCUUGAGAAGAAUAAGCAAAGCUGAUGAUUAUGAGUACGAUAUAAGAACACUGGCCAAGUAUCUCCUGGAAACAACUGUGAUGGAUCCCAAACUAGCCGCAGCGCCUCCAAGUUGGCUGGCCGCAGGAGCCUAUUUCCUGAGUAAAGUCAUUUUGGGUUCAAAUGACUGGACAAACAAGCACAUUUACUACUCAGGGUAUACACAGGAGCAGAUCUUCCCUCUGGCGACUGUUAUAUUGGAGAAUUGCAGAUAUGCAGACACCCGUCAUCAGGCAAUAUGCAAGAAAUACUCGGAACGUCGCCAGCAUAGAUCUGCUCAAGUGGUUGCUAAGUGGAUCUCUCUGGCUGAGAAAAAAGUGGAUACGGCAUAG